Molecule: messenger RNA, 1952 nt
Organism: Cylicocyclus nassatus
Lineage: Eukaryota; Metazoa; Nematoda; Chromadorea; Rhabditida; Strongylidae
Source: the annotation of a GenBank genome assembly
GCAUCUGAAGCCGCCACCGCGACAGAACCACCCGACGAUCACAAGUGCAGCACAUCGAUUUAUUUUAAUACCUACCCCCGUCCUUACUUGCUCCACCUCUUAGUGUGUCUUAUAUUCCUCGAAGUCAAGUCGCCUUGUCGUCGAGAAUGUCGUCGGAAAAUAUUCUUCGCGAUACUGUAGAGCCGAACGAGGCUGCUGCCUUUGCCGACGUCUUCACAAUUCAACAAAGCACGACAUCUAGUGCUGCUGAUAUGGUCGCGAUGAAACUGCACGAUGUACCGAAUCGUCUUGUCAUCGCACCCGACGAACCAUCGGGCAUGGAUUGCUUUGCUGACGAUCGAGAUGCGUUAAAUGAUUUUGCCAAAUACUACAACAAUGCUCAUCUUAGCGAUGUCAAUAUCAUUGUAGGAGAUGAUACUUUCGCUGCCCAUCGUCUGAUUUUGGCGAAAAAUAGCGAAGUAUUUGAUCGAAUGCUCAGUCAAAGAUGGAAUGGCGAAAAGAAGGAUCUCGAAAUGGUGGAGGAUGCCCCAUGUCAGAAAGUGUUCCCAGCGUUUCUUCGGUUUCUCUACUGUAAUCAUGUAGUGCUACAUCAAGAUAAUUGUCUACCAAUAUUGAUACUUGCUGACAAAUACAAUGUGAUUAGCUUGAAGAAGGUAUGCAUCGAUUUUGCCAUAUCUGAAAUCCUUCCAAAUUUGACGUUGAAGGAUGUGUUCAGCAUAUGGUUUUCGUACGCUACAAAAGCGUAUCAUCAGUUGCUCAUUCGCGCUUGCAUUCAAGCAAUCGCUAGAGAUUUUGAAUUGCUAAUCACUGAAGAGUGGGAGAAGAGUUGGUUGGCACUGGAUAGGGAUCAAAUGGUUGAGAUACUCAAGUGUAAUCAGCUUGUCGUUGCAAAUGAAUAUCGCCUUUGGGAAGCGGUUGUACGAUGGCUACAGGCACCAAAUCAUCCUGAACGUCGAGGUACUACAGCCAGCCCGCUUCUCUCGUCAUUACUGCCUUUUAUACGCUUUCCAUUUAUGACUGCCGAUGAACUGACUCAUGUGGAACGUUCUCAGUUUGCCGAAAGCUACCCGAAACUCUUUCAUCCACAGAUACUCCUAGCGUAUAAGUUCCAAGCACUACCACUUUCUAGCCGAGUCAAUUGCAAGGAAUUCUCAACAACACAGUUCUUGCUUCGAAAUUAUACGGACACUCGAUGGGAUAAACGAAUUUCGAUCUCAAACGAGCAGCUUUAUCAAAGGGGAGUAGAUCAUUCGUUCCAGAUACGUACUCGCUCUUGCACAUUCCCAUUACAAACUUGGCAGUGGACUUUAAAACUUGGAGGGUCUUCAUAUUCUAAUGCUGUAGACGAUGUUCUGAAAGCGUACCUUAUCUCUGAGGAUAUCGACCAACCAAGGUCCAUUGAGUACAUGCUGUCAAUAGUGGAUGAGAAGCGAGUGUUAAGGUCUUGGUCGAGCAAGAAGAACUUCACAAAAACGAGGUACUCAAGUGAACUUGACAUCGACCGAAAAGUGGAGAUAAACGAUUUGCUCACGGAAGACUCUCCCCUUUUGGUGAACGGCGAACUUCAUCUACAACUCACAUUACGGCCGAUAGACUAACUCUCAAUAUCCGAAAUGGCUUUCAUAGUUCGAUUGUUGAUCUACUCACAAUGCGCACCUCAACUUUCGUUAAUUUAUUUCGACAGAGUUGUCAUCGGUCAUUCCAGAUACAACCCAGAAAACGCAUCCAAUGAUUAUUUUUGCUGUCGACAUUAGUCGGUUUGUGACAUUGUAGUCGAUGACUCUAUAUAAUAAGCCAAUUAUGCAGGUCAUAGCGUCGAGUGAAAAAAAUGUGCCCAUCCCCUUUCAGUUUUCAUUGUAUAUCCGCUUGUGUUCUUGGAUGCUUCCAUGUCAGAACAGCGAUUCUGAUUCUUCUUUAUGACAUGUGCUAUGUACAUGCAUAUAAAAUAUUGC